UCACCUUCAAGAAAUAUGAGUGAAAGUAAUGGAAACAAGGGGCUUUAUUGUAAUAGUCCUCAGGGACUUCUGGACAGUUGGAAACAACAAGUAGAAGAAAAAAUAAGGGAACAAUUCCCAAAGGAGAAGAACUCAGCGGAUGAUGUUCCACCUGUCUGGUGUUGCUUAUCUAGCAUAUUUGACAGAAGCAGAGAUGAGCAUGGGCCCUGCCAUCUUAUAUAUUAUACAGUAGGAAGCAUAAUAUAUCCUAAAUUAAAGGAAAAAGUUUCAUUCGAUAAAAUUAUGAAGGAAGUACACGAUAUAUUGGGGAAGGCUUUAAGUAAUCAGAAGUGUAAAGGAGUGCCUGGUGGCACUGUGGAAAAGUUAUUUGAAUUAAUGAAAAAUCGGUUUCCCUAUACCUUUACCCCCGGAGAAAUAUGGAAGACAAGUGGGAAUUCUAAGGAAGUCCAUUGUGAAGGAUGUACUAAUUACUUAAGGAAGCUUGCCGAAGCAUGUAAGAAGGUAGAAAAAUAUUGUGAUAAUCUGAUGAAUAGUGGGGAGUGUAAUGGAAUUGCAAGAGGGCAGGAUCAAGGCAGCCCUGAGUAUUUAUUGCAAUUGAUAGAAAGCUUAGUUCUGGAACCACAGUCCGCAGAAAUUACAAAGAAUGAGCAACAAAUACUGAAGGAAGCUGAUUUAAGGAAAUUACCUUCAAGUAAAGAAUUCUAUAAUAAAUUCAUGGAACGAACCGAUUAUUGUAAUGAUAGGACUUCUGCCUUAGGAGUAAAAAGUGAACUGAAGAAUAAUGAGAACAUAGAGAACUCCGUUGAAUAUAUUGUAGAACCCUUAUGUUACAUAGCUAAAAUGGAGUACACCCAUCCAUUAUAUACGGAGCGCUGUAACUUCCUAUAUUUCUGGAUAGGAAGUUUAUUACCUGACAAUUUUCAGGGCAGUUUAUUCUUAAAUCUUAUAAAUAAUAUUUACAUCGCAUUACAAGGGCUGAAUGUCACAGAUCGGUGUGGACUUAUGUACGACAAUAAUAUUAGCAGAAGUCUCUUUAAGCAAAGGAGGAAAAUACAUGAUUUUACCCAUGACUACGAAGCAAUACGAGCCCAGUUACAGAGAAGCGGACGCCGCUGUGAUGAAACAUAUAAAAAGCAUCUAGAAGAUAUUAAAUCAGCUUAUAAGGCGGUACAUGAAGAUUGCAAGGAUAAGCCUAAUGAUGAGUACUGUGUGAAAUUUACAAGUAAAUAUGGAGAGUACAGUAAACAAAGGGAGCUGAAAUUUGAGUCUAAGUCGGAAUGCAUAUCACCUUCCACAUCAGGUAUAAGGGGCGAGAGUUGCUCUUUAGGAAAAGAAACUCCAAAAGGAACUCAAAUAUACAAAGAUGUCCUCCUGGAAUUUACUCCCAUAUCGACAGCACACCAAGGAUCUUAUACUAAUACAUCCACCAUGGAAGAAAAUAUCAUAACUACUACGAUAUCAUCGCUACUUGGGUAUACGCCUCUAUCUUCUUGGGUAAGGAACUCUUCCAGGAGCAGAAAAAAAAGAACAAUCAAUUACGAGUUCGACACACUAACAACAGAAGACCACGACACAUUAACAGAAUACUCCCAAGACAAUUCUUCAACCAUAGGUUUUACGGAAGAUAAUUCUACUAUAUAUAGUGAACCUUCGGCACGACCACAUCCAAUAGGAAGACAAUCACCAUCUUCCACCAGACGUGGAAGAGCAAAUAAUAAUAAAAACCAACAAAGAAGGAAGAAUAUUAGUUAUCAAAACAUGUAA
This is a messenger RNA of Plasmodium coatneyi, 1764 nucleotides long. Its product is annotated as KIR-like protein. The transcript has 3 exons. The annotation marks the transcript as partial. Lineage: Eukaryota; Apicomplexa; Aconoidasida; Haemosporida; Plasmodiidae. The record is from RefSeq and is a predicted model, not a curated record.